CGGAAGCGGUGCCCGUGGCGGCGGCGGGCGGGAUGGGGGAGGCGAUCCCGCUGGGCGCGCCGGUGCCGGUGGAGCAGGCCGUGCUGGAGACCUUCUUCUCCCACCUGGGCAUCUUCUCCUACGACAAGGCCAAGGACAACGUGGAGAAGGAGCGGGAGGCCAACAAGAGCGCGGGGGCCAGCUGGCUGGCCCUGCUGGCCGGGCUGGCGCACCUGGCCGCCGCCGAGAAGGCCUACCACAGCAUGACCUUCCUGGGCCAGAAGCUAGGUGGUCAGUCAUUCUUCAGCCGAAAGGACUCCAUCCGAACCAUCUACACAUCUCUGCAUAACGAGCUGAAGAAGGUGGUGGCGACGGGUCGCAAUGCACUAGGAGGAACAGCUCCUCACUUGGAAGAGCUGCUUUCUCACCUGUCUGAACAGCUCUGUUUUUUUGUUCAGGCUCGGAUGGAAAUUGCUGACUUCUAUGAAAAAAUGUACACGCUCAGCACCCAAAAGUUCAUUAACUCUGAGGAACUGGUAAACAUUUUGGAAUCCAUCUUAAAGAAAUACAGCUCAAGAUUUCAUCAUCCAAUCCUCAGUCCUCUUGAAAGCAGUUUCCAGCUGGAAGUGGAUGUGCUUGCACAUCUCUUAAAGGCUCAGGCUCAGAUCUCAGAGUGGAAGUUCCUUCCAUCCUUGGUCAACUUGCACAGUGCUCACACAAAACUGCAGACUUGGGGCCAAAUUUUUGAGAAACAGCGAGAGACCAAGAAGCAUCUGUUUGGAGGGCAGUCUCAGAAGGCUGUACAGCCUCCACACCUCUUCCUCUGGCUGAUGAAGCUCAAAAACAUUCUCCUUGCCAAGUUUAGCUUUUACUUUCAUGAAGCCCUUAGUCGACAAACAACAGCAUCUGAAAUGAAAACUUUGACUGCUAAAACAAAUCCUGAUUACUUCGGAAAAAUUUCCAGCUUCAUCCGGAAGUAUGAUGCCGUCAAUGUUUCCUUAAUUUUUGACAAUCGUGGAUCAGAGAGUUUUCAGGGACAUGGUUAUCAUCACCCCCAUUCUUACAGGGAAGCCCCCAAAGGAGUGGAUCAGUACCCUGCAGUGGUGUCUCUGCCCAGUGACAGGCCUGUUAUGCACUGGCCCAAUGUAAUCAUGAUUAUGACUGAUAGAACCUCUGACCUCAACAGUUUGGAGAAGGUUGUUCACUUCUACGAUGACAAAGUCCAAAGCACGUACUUUCUAACUCGCCCCGAACCUCACUUCACCAUUGUAGUUAUUUUUGAGUCCAAGAAGUCAGAAAGGGACUAUCAUUUUAUUUCUUUCCUUAAUGAAAUUUCACAUUCCCUUAAGAACUCCAAAGCUUUUGCGAGCUUGAAGCCUGGAUCCAAAGGGUAAAAUACAAACUACCUACAAGUUGUCAAGGCAGUAUGCCAGCAUUGGGGAAACUAGUUUUCAAGGAUUACAUAAAUUUGUGAUUCUCAGAGCCUAAUUAAAAAGGAACCAUUAUUUUUAAUGUUUUACGUUCCUUUUUUUAAGCUAACAGAUACUUGAAGAAAAUUAUUUUGGGGCAGUACCUAGUGGGACAACUUAAUUGUGGGGUGCUAAGUGGCCACAGUAGGAUCUUUUUGUGUGUUUUUCAAUUUUCAGUAUGAUUUAUUUUCUCAAUCCACAACUUUGUUGUCUGUAUCAGAAAGGAAUGUAUGCACUUUAUCUUAGUCUGAUCAUUGACUGUCUUCUACAGAGUUUAUUGAAAAUGUGUUGGGGAUGGAAGAUACUAUCUUUUCAUAAAACUGCAUUGCCUGACAGGAGUGAUUUCUGGGAACUAAACACUGAUACAAGGGAAUAUUAAAGAAAGUGAACCUGCAAGGACACAUUUUAAAUAAAAAUGUGAGAAUCACAAAAGGCACUAUUUUUAAUUACAACUUGGUUUUCAAAUGGUUUAGAAUGAUAAUAGAGGUCUCUGACACUCUGUUAAGCACCCGUCUCUCUUCUGAACACUGUGUGUCAUAAAGCUUUGUCAUUGCUCCAGAGCACAGGCUGCAGCCUGAGCUGGAAGGCCAGUGCUUGCUGGAGUGUUGUGACAUUGUGUGUUGAGUACCAGUCUUGGCUCGAAUUAGCUGAAGGAGACAAGCUGAGGUUGAGCAGGUAUUCUGCAAGGAACACCCCAAUGGGAAAAGCAGCAAAGCUUUUGUUAAAAUAUGCUUCUCUCUGGCCAAGUAAAUAAAUAAAAUAAAAUAAAGGCAGUAGGAAGUGCCCUUUGUAAAUGAGUUAUUUUCUAAUUUGGUGUUAGGGUCAACCUGAUUUUCAGAUUUUAAUAAGUAUAUAGUUUUUUCUUUCUGUUCAGUUUUAAAUAAUGUCAUGAUUAAGCCAAAUAACUUUUGGAACUUGGAUGUAAAUAUAUAGCCUAUGCAGCAUGUUUACCUCAUUCUAAAAUGUCUCUUUCACUACUUCUAGGCUGCAGGUUUGGAAAGAGUGUGUUUUCUGGUUACCCUGAAAGUGCUCUAUUUUGGAAAUCAGUAUUUCCAAGUACAAUAAAAGGGUCAAAUUGGC
Apus apus (common swift) is the source of this 2528-nucleotide messenger RNA. RefSeq names its product KICSTOR subunit 2 (gene KICS2). Gene Ontology annotation, biological process: cellular response to glucose starvation; cellular response to amino acid starvation; negative regulation of TORC1 signaling. Bases 33 to 1373 code for a protein of 446 amino acids. Gene Ontology annotation, cellular component: KICSTOR complex. Lineage: Eukaryota; Metazoa; Chordata; Aves; Apodiformes; Apodidae. The transcript has 3 exons. The record is from RefSeq and is a predicted model, not a curated record.